CGUGGCCAGGCGGGGCGGAGCCGCGGGCGGCCCAGGAUGGCGGCGGCGCGGCCGUGGCCGCUGCUGCUGCUGGCGCUGGCGGCGGGGCCGGGGCCGGGGCCGGCGGGCGGGUACUUCCCCGAGGAGCGCUGGAACCCCGAGUCGGCCUUGCUCCCCCCUCGGGUGACCAUAGCGCUGCUAGCGCGGAACGCGGCCCACGCCUUACCCGUCACGCUGGGAGCGUUGGAAAGGCUGCGGCACCCCAAGGAGCGGACGGCGCUGUGGGUGGCGGUGGAUCACAGCGUGGACAACACGACGGCGCUGCUGCGGGAGUGGCUGCUGCGGGUGCGGGGGCUCUACCACCGCGUGGAGUGGCGGCCCAUGGAGGAGCCGCGGUCGUACCCCGACGAGGAGGGCCCCAAGCACUGGUCCCCGUCCCGCUACGAGCACGUGAUGAAGCUGCGUCAGGCGGCGCUGGAGUCCGCCCGCGCCCUCUGGGCCGAUUACCUGCUGUUCCUGGACGCCGACAACGUCCUGACCAACCCCGACACCCUGGGGCUGCUCAUGGCGGAGAACAAGACGGUGGUGGCUCCCAUGCUGGACUCGCGCGCCGCCUACUCCAACUUCUGGUGCGGGAUGACGGCGCAGGGUUACUACCGGCGCACGCCGGCCUACCUGCCGAUCCGGAAGCGGGAGCGCCGGGGCUGCUUCGCGGUGCCCAUGGUGCACUCCACCUUCCUGCUGGACCUGCGCAAGGAGGCGUCGCGGGCGCUCGCCUUCUACCCGCCGCACCCCGACUACACCUGGGCCUUCGACGACAUCAUCGUCUUCGCCUUCUCCUGCCGCCAGGCAGAGGUGCCGACGUUCGUCUGUAACCGGGAGGUUUACGGGUUCCUGCCGGUGCCGCUGCGCUCCCACAGCAGCCUGCGGGACGAGGCCGAGAGCUUCCUGCACGUCCAGCUGGAGAUCAUGGUGAAGCACCCGCCGGCGGAGCCGUCCCCCCACGUCUGGGUCCCCCCCAAGGUCCCCGACAAGAUGGGCUUCGACGAGGUGAGCGCUUUUCUGAAUUUUGGGGUGCUCUUUGCCCUUUUCUUCUGAAUUUCAGCAUUCUGUUCCUCCUUCUCUGGGUUUUGGAGCCUGUCCCCUUCUCGAUUUUGGGUUUUCUCCCCUUUCUUCUGGAUUUUGGGUUUUUUUCUUCUGGAUUUUGGGUUUUCUCCCCCUUAUUUCUGCAUUUUGAGUCAUCGUUCCCCUCCCCGAUUCU
This is a messenger RNA of Grus americana (Whooping crane), 1240 nucleotides long. RefSeq names its product collagen beta(1-O)galactosyltransferase 1 (gene COLGALT1). Gene Ontology annotation, molecular function: procollagen galactosyltransferase activity. The record is from RefSeq and is a predicted model, not a curated record. NCBI's taxonomy places the organism in Eukaryota, Metazoa, Chordata, Aves, Gruiformes, Gruidae. The coding region runs from base 37 to 1077 and encodes 346 amino acids. The transcript is spliced from 7 exons.